UCUCGGCUCACGCGGCAGGCAUCCUGUAAAGGAGGCAGCCAAUGCCUCCUUUCUUCAGCGUGCGACUGGUGCUGGUGCUAUUUAUUGACUGGUGCGACCACAGGGUGCGACUUUAAAAAUGGAGGCCACGGGGAUGUCGACGGCGUCGACGACGGCUAGUUCACCGCUCAGCGACGAAGGGAAGAGAAGAGGUUCGCGCAAGUUUAAGGACGAGGAUAUCGAGUACGACAUAACUUUCCCGUCCGCUGACAAACAGCUCACUCUGCCGACAGCUAAGGAGCCCGUCGUUUACUUAUUAGGUUGGGCUGGAUGCCAGGACAAGCACUUGUCUAAGUACGGUGCCAUCUACGAAGAUCAAGGGUGCAUUACAAUUCGUUACAUUGCUCCAGUUGAAGAGCUCUUCAAGCGGAGCUAUGGUGGCGCACUGGACGAGCAAGCCUAUUCGCUGCUUGGCUUACUGGAAGACUUCAAACUUGAAGAACACCCGCUGUUCUUUCAUGCGUUCAGCAACGGUGGUGCGUUCGUCUACUCACUGAUGAAUCGACACUUUAGGGACGAUGUCCAGAUCAUGUCAAAGAUUCGAGGUGUGAUCUUCGACAGUGGCCCUGCUCGUGUUGGCUUCUGGCAGUGCGUCAGCGUCAUGGCAACCUUUGUCAGAGGCCGCUCAGUGUUCCGCUACACCGUGGCUUUCUUCUGGGCAUUGGCCAUGUGGUUGUACUCGGCACUAACGUCGCUGGGCAACCUUGUUCUUGCCACCAGGUUCCAUCGGUGCGAGUCUGCUUACGAUGCCCUGCUCGCCGAGAGCCCACUCUGUCCACAGUUGUUUCUCUACUCCGAGAAGGAUGCCGUCUGUACCCACCAGAGCAUCCGCGCAUUUGCAGCCGCACGUCGCACUAAAGGCGUGCCAGUGGAAGAAGUGUUCUGGCAGGACUCUCCGCAUGUGCAACACUUUGUUCUCCACCGGAACCAGUACGUCACAAGUGUCACUGACUUUAUGCGUCGCUGUCUCGAAGGCACAAUCCAGGUGUCUUCACCCAUCGGCAAGAAGAACCGCUGAUGGCUGCGCCAACCAUCUCAGAGGCCAUGCUUUGCUGGACACUACUGCCAUCCUUGAUUCAUAGGGAGGGCACACCACUUUGUGAAUGGUGCUGACAGAGCUGUCUAAUUAACUAGUGGCUGAUUACAAUUUGCCCGGUGUAAACAGAAACAUGUGAACAUCAUGCGAGCUGACAUAAAAUUUUCAUGUUGGUGGUGUCAAUUAUUUCCUUGUUUAGAGAAGUGCUGUGCAUGGUAAAAGUGAUAUACUUUGGAUGCCUUAGUAUGUUAAACUGCCGUGCUUGACUUAGCACAGUUGAGCUUCUAUAUAACAAAGAUGGAUAUAAAAAGUUAUGAGUUAAUGAAAUGAUGUAACCACUCCCCUCCAUAAUUCCUAUGGCCUAUAGGGUAUUACUAAAAUAUAUAAACGAGCAAAUUAUUAUAAGAAAGUAAAUUGAGAACCUUUUUUUUUUUGCCGAUAUUGGUGUUAACAAGUGUAUGCUUAUAAUACAUAUUGUAUAUAAUGAUAGUAUUUUUAUGCCAGAUGUAAUGAGCUUUGAUAUUUUCAUUAUUCUUUGUCCUUUUAAACUUGAUCUCCAAUGGUUGAAGCAGUGGCUGAGUAUGCAACUUUCAAUGUGGCUGGAAAACAAGGGUCCAUCUGGCUUUUAUCAUUACGAAACUUAGUUGCACCUCUCAGUAUUUCUGCAUGUUAUGUAAAUGUUACAUGGCUUGUGGUCAGAGCAGUGUAAGCAUUCCAGUAACUGCAUUAUCACAUUCUCAUUUUCUUGGAUGGAGUGAAAUGUCAUAGAAAUAGUCCUUUCUCUCUGUCACUAAUUAGACUGCUCUUUCUGUAUUCGCUAAUGUUUGUGUGUCACAAUAAUUAGACAGAUCUUACUCUUUAAAAACAUUUCACGAGCAUAUUAUUUAUUGAUGAGCAGCAUCACCUAAUUCUCAUGUCCCAACACUGCAUUUUCACUUUAAAUACAUACAUUGAAACUUUGUUACUACAAACACUACAUUAACAAACUUUUCAGAAGUUCCCUGCUGACUUCCUUAUAGGUUCAAUAUAAAAAUAUAUAAGUGCUACGAACUUCAGAAUACCGAACUUUUCAGAAUAAUGAUCGUUAUUCAGUUUCCCUGUAAUGUUAACAAUGCCUCAGUACUACGAACUAAUAUUACGAAAUCUGGGAAUAUUUAAAUUUCCGUGUAUCCUUCACGGCAGACGAAACAGUAGGCUAGUAAACGACAAGGUGCAGAGAGCAGACAUCAUGGCACAUGGGUUCUGAAAACCUGAGACAGUGCCCGAGAAAGAAAGAAUGCGGGCAAGCCGCAUGCUCCGCGCAGAAGAGCAUCAACUAGCAAUGAAGGCGCGUCUCUUCCUUCUUUCAUCACCCUUCUUGCUGUGCACACCUCUUUCUUUUGCACUUCUAUCUGCAGCCGUACUUUGAACUGCAACCUCCAGAUUCGCGGGGGUGCCACAGAGUCGCACUUUGCACCUUCUAGACGGUGUUGUUCACGUGCGCUUGUGCUUUGACAUAGCUCAGGGGCUGUACUCUGGAACGAUCCACUUCAGCGAUACUAUCGCCUCGGCCAUGCCUUCGCCGUCAGGCGCUCGCUGAUUGGCUGAUUGAGCAACAUCGAAUGACGUAGGUCAUCUGAUUUUGCUAAAACAGCCAAUCAGUGUGCGUAGAUUGCGAAGGCGUGGCCAAUGGUGAUAGCAUCACCGAAGUAGAUCGUUUCGAAAUACGGCCCCAGGUGUCUGCCUCAAACGAGACAGUUACGGUGUCCACGGCAAGAAAUGUGAAAAACAAACAAAAAGCAAGAAACAUUGCGCUUUGGAGGUGACAUGGAGCUACCUUUUUGUCGAUAGUUUUCUCUGUGUCAGUGUCUGUAUUGCGUGUGUCACUCUUUCAUAUGGUGCUUCGUGGUGGCGGAAUCUAUGGAAAAUAGCAACAGCGUGUGCCAAGAGCCAACAGCGAUGUUUUCGUGAAUAACACAUAUGGCGACAACUUAUGAACUGAUGGGUUGACGAGCGGAAUGGUUAAUUUUGGGGCUUUCACUAUAACGAUCUUUCAGAAUAAUUAACAAUUUACCACGGUCCUCUGAGUUUAUGUCGAGAUUUAACUGUAUACAUAUGUAAAAGUGGCUGAUGAGGUAUAACGCACUGAAUGUGUACAUUUAACAAUGAGAAAUGUCAUAAUGCAUGGCUCCAAAUUAUGUUGACAACACCCCUAGGGCCGUAUUUCAUAGCAAUUAUUUUUAUUUCUCAUUCUUUUUUGCCUCUCGUCACUGGACAUUAUUGCUGCAUUCAGUGCAUUGUAUGAUAACAAAAUGAAUAGAAUCACAUGAAAGGCAUUCUUACAAAGCAUUGCCUUUGGGCUUCUUUAACAUGCACCAAAGUGCACGAGAAGUCUUG
Messenger RNA from Dermacentor andersoni, 3451 nucleotides. Its product is annotated as transmembrane protein 53-B. NCBI's taxonomy places the organism in Eukaryota, Metazoa, Arthropoda, Arachnida, Ixodida, Ixodidae. The record is from RefSeq and is a predicted model, not a curated record.